AUGCGGACCUUUGUCGACAAGUUCAGCCACGAAGGUGAAGACAAGCUCUCAGUGUGCAGCAAAUUGUGCUAUGGCGUUGGAGGGGCGCCAAACCAGGUUGCCGGCAGUGCCACCUCAUUCUUUCUGCAGAUCUAUCUCUUAGAUAUAGCUCAGAUUCCCUCAUUUCAUGUGUCUUGGGUGCUUUUCAUUGGGAAAGUAUUGGGAGCUGCUGCUGAUCCUCUUGCAUGCUUUCUUAUUAAUAAAAGCCAGCGGACUAAAAUUGGCCAACUCAUGCCUUGGUUGCUGGGUUGUAUACCUUUCCUCAUUGUGUCCUAUUUCUUCCUGUGGUGUUUACCUCCCUUCAGAUCUGGAAGAGUUGCCUGGUAUCUCAUCUUCUAUUGCCUUUUCCAGGCACUCUAUACAUUCUUCCAGGUACCAUAUUCUGCUCUCACCAUGUUUCUCACCACUGAUCAGAGGCAUCGCGAUUCAGCAACAGCUUACAUAUGGAGCUACAUCUCUGUACCUCUUGUCUUCAGAGAACUGGAAAUGCGAGGAGAGGGAAAGGUGGCUAACAUAGGAAGGAACAAGGAAGGAAGGGAAUCUCUUGAAGACUUUGAGAGGUGGAAAAAUCCUCUAAGCUUAGUAGCAGGAAUGGCAUUUGAAAUUCUUGGAACGCUGGUUGGAGCCACUCUGCAAGGGCAAAUUGUUGCUGGGGCUCACACCUCUGAUCACUGUAGCUACAACCACACCACAGAUCUGCAAGAAAGCAAUUCCACCAUCCUAGACCCAACUCAUGGGGAAAAAGUCUACAUGAUUGCAGCAGGAGCGAUCGGGGGCAUAUACCUUGUUGGCUUUGUGGCUCUUUUCUUUGGCGUGAAAGAAAAAGUUGAUGCUUAUGCCUUAAACACAGACAGAAGGGUUCCCUUCUUUAAGGGACACUUGCUUGCAGUGAAGCAUCAGCCCUACAUGAAACUGACAGCCUCCUUUCUCUUGAUCUCAACAGCAGUCCAGGUUGAACAAGGCAACUUUGUCCUCUUUUGUACUCAUGCUGCUGGUUUUCACAGCCACUUUCAAAAUUUAGUGCUGACCAUUUUGGUGUCAGCAGUAGCGAGCAUUCCAUUCUGGCAGUGGUUUCUUCAGCACUUUGGCAAAAAGACGGCAGCAAGUGGAAUAUCAUGGAUGAUUCCAUUCACAAUUAUGCUGGUGACAAUUCCAAACCUGACUCUUGCCUACAUGGUGGCCUUCGUAUCUGGGCUGAGUAUUGCAGCCUCUAUGCUGUUGCCAUGGUCUAUGUUGCCUGAUGUCGUUGACCACUUUAGAGUGCAGAAUCCUCACUCAACAGGACAUGAAACCAUCUUCUAUUCAUCUUACGUUUUUUUCACCAAGAUAGCAGCUGGGAUUGGACUAGGAAUUUCUUCCUCCAGUCUGGAUUUUGCAGGUUAUAAGCCAGGUUCGUGCAGCCAGUCCAGCAGUGUUGUCGCCAUGCUGAAAAUCUUGGUUGGUGCCGUCCCAUCUGUCCUCAUUCCCCUAGGCUUACUCAUACUCCUUUUUUAUCCCAUCAAUGAGAAGAGUCGGAAGGAAACAAAAUAUGCCCUUGAAAUUCUAAGGAAGAAUCCAAGCCUUGAAAAUCUCUCUGAGAAGGAACAAGAGACUUCAUUUUGAAAGAUGGGACAGAAAGCUCUAACUGAAACAUGGCCAGGUGGCAGCACUUAAUGGGACUGAAAUAUAUCUGUGAACUCAUCCAGGUGAGGCUAUCUGGAAGUUGAGUCAUGGCAACUGGACUUCUUUAUUAUG
Pogona vitticeps (central bearded dragon) is the source of this 1773-nucleotide messenger RNA. NCBI's taxonomy places the organism in Eukaryota, Metazoa, Chordata, Lepidosauria, Squamata, Agamidae. The record is from RefSeq and is a predicted model, not a curated record.